Messenger RNA from Porites evermanni, 1733 nucleotides. The record is from the annotation of a GenBank genome assembly. Lineage: Eukaryota; Metazoa; Cnidaria; Anthozoa; Scleractinia; Poritidae.
AAUUUCUUUCCUUUUUGUUGUUAUUUUAAGGUAGCAGAGUAUCUGAGUGAUCCACUUUGCAGAGGCAUUUUUGCUGGUGACACUCGUUUGUUGAGCUUGAAGUCUUGUUUUCCUUCAGUUUAUCAAUAUGAAAACCAACAUGGUUCCAUAUUAAAGGGAGUUUUUCUCACAAAAGAAGGUGAGCAUUAGACAUAGUCAUUACUUUGACCCCAUUAGAAAAUCUGUUCAAAGUAUAAGGCUGAAUAUUAUUGGGGAUGUGAUCACUGGAUGUGACUCCUGUGGAGUUAUGAUGAAGAUAUCAUGAACAAAUUUCAUCAAGGAGCACUAACUACAAUAUUUUUUGGGUGAUUUUUUCAGGCAUAGCAUUAAUUAAAAGAACUUUUCAAGUUUCAAUCCAUGUCAUCCUUGCCAUCCGCUGGCAACAGAAGACAGCAAACAGUUUCAAUGCGUAAAAUAAUUUUGUGGUCUUAAAUAACAAAACUGAACCAAUUUUUGGAAUUUGAUUGAUGUAAACAGCUUAACCUUUUUAAAAAGAUAGGAAAUAGUGUGAUAUAGGUCCUUUUAGAAUAGGACUGUUUAUGACAGUGACUGACAUUUCAACAACUGCAGCUGUACUUUGAAUCUGAUAAUUAUGUCCACACUUUGAGCCUUAACAUCAGUCACAGUCACCAUUAUGGCAAUAGUCCUGUUCAGGACCUCAUUCACCCAGAUGACCAAAUUCCACCAACUUUUAACUUAUUUCUCUUGCACUCAUAGCCCCAGACACCUCUGUCCUAAGCCCCCUAGCAACAAUAGCCAAGAAAGAACGUUGGAGCACAUGGUCUAUAGAGGGUGGCAUGCAGACAGUGACCGAUAAAUUACAUGACAUACUUAAGCAACAAGGAGUUAGCAUCAAAAUGAAUGCACCUUGUACAUCUUUGAGCAUGACUUCUGAUGGAAAGCUAACGCUGCAUUCAGUGAAUGAUCAGAUUACGGUAGAUCACGUAAUAAGUUGUAUACCAGCGCAGUGCCUGGCAAACAUUGUACCAUUGGACUGGAAACCUCUAGCUGAUGAACUGAGUAAUAUUCAUACCACAACAGUGGGAGUUGUGAAUUUAGAAUAUGAAGGAAGUGUAGUACCUGUGGAGGGUUUUGGAUAUUUAGUUCCUUCUUCUGAUGAAACCCAAGUCCUUGGAAUUAUCUUCGACUCUUGUGCUUUCCCUGAAAAUGACAGACAUCAUGGUGGCAAAACUACAAGGAUAACUGUGAGUGUCAAACCUAUAUUUUUACCUUUUUUGUUAUCUUGUGCUUUUAGUUUUUUUUCAGCUGCCUCUAUGAAAUUAAACUGUUGUUUUAUUUCAGUAGUCUUUAAUCAGCUUGAGGUCAAACAGCAUUACUGCACAACAGUCACGUAAAAGGCUAUGUCGAUCAGGGUUUGAAACAAAUUUGAAUUCCAGCUUGUCCUUCGGGCAAACAGCUCUCGCAUUUUACUUUUUCCGGCCAGCUGCUUCUUGCUCGUCUUACUGUUACUGAUUUUUUUAGAGGACGACUUGCCUAAAUCGAUCCUUACACAGCAGGAAAAUUUACUUGUAUCGGACUACUACUUAUUUUCGAACCCCGUAAAUCCCUCUUUUUUAGUUUCUAUUUUGUUUGUUAAUUUGUUUGUUGUUUUUUGUUAGGUGAUGAUGGGAGGACACUGGUUCAAUUCCUUAUUUGGAGAUCCCGACUCAGUCGAUCCCAACCACCUACAGAAU